UUCGUAGCUGUUGUCGUCGUUGUCAACUUCUCAUUCACUAACUUGGAGUCGAACACGGCAAGCCAAGUGCAUUCAAGCUGGAGUCUCUAACGAGGACAAAUCUCAUCUAGACCCGGAUCUUUGGCAUAUACAGUACAUGUUACUGUAAAGACUUGCUACGAAACAGGACUUUUCUCUUCAAGCAGUAAAACAAGCAGCAGUGAUGGAGGAUUCAACAGUAGUUGACCAGCAGCCCACCAACUCCGCGUACGAGAACAACGUUGCCUCGACGCCGGCGCCGACCCCGUGCUAUGACGAUCUGUUCCCGGCCCUGCCGGAGAGCGCCCCACCGCGCUUCAACAACCCGACCUUGUCGGCGGCCACCCAGAACAUGCGCGUGGGCAGCUCGGUCGUAACCCAGGUCUUCAUCGUACCGUCCGGCGAGCGCAAGUACGACUCGGACAAGUUUGGCGAGGGCGAAUCGUUGCGCACCUGUCAGAACAUCAUGAAGGAAACCAACGCCCACAUCGAGAUCUCGAGUGGCAAGGACCAAUCGUUGACCUUCCUGGUGACUGGCAAGCCGAACGAGGUGAUCGAGGCCCGCCGUAAGAUUUUGGUCCACUUCCAAACCCAGGCGAGCAAGUCGAUCAGCAUCCCGCGGGAGCACCACCGCUGGAUCCUCGGCAAGAAGGGCGAUCGGCUGCGCGAGCUGGAGAAGAUCACCGCCACCAAGAUCGUCGUGCCGCGCAUCAACGAUGAGUCGGACAUCAUCACCAUCUCCGGUACUAAGGAAGGCAUCGAGAAGGCUGAACAUGAGAUCCGUACCACAUCCGAUGAGCAGUCGCGUAAGGCCUUUGAGCGGGUUAACAUCCCCAAGAUUUACCAUCCGUUCAUCAUGGGACCCCACAACGAGAACGUCAGCAAGAUGAUGGAGGAAACCGGAGCGAAGAUCAACAUUCCGCCGCCGUCGGUCCAGAAGGAUGAGAUCAUCAUCACCGGCGAGAAGGAAGGUGUCCUCCAGGCUAAGGCACGCAUCGAAGCCAUCAGUAAGGAGAUGGAGAAGAAGUGUACCAGCGUCGGAGUUGAAGUUCCCCGUGCCCAGCACAAGUACAUCGUUGGCCCGAAGGGUUCCACCAUCCAGGAAAUCUUGGCGAUGACCGGCGUAUCGGUUGAAAUGCCGGCCAGUGACUCUCCCAACGAUACCAUCACUCUGCGCGGCCCCCAGGACAAGCUCGGAAAUGCUUUGAGCGUUGUGUACCAGAAGGCGAACUCCGUUCGUACGACUACGCUCGAGUGUCCCCAGUGGAUUCACAAAUACAUCAUUGGACGCGAAGGUGGCCAUAUCAAGGAAUUCACCGCUCAGUAUCCCAACGUACAUGUGGAGUUCAACGAAGACAAGAUCAAGAUCGAAGGCCUACCGGAGCAAGUGGAUGCUUCGUCGGAAGCGCUGGAGAAAAUGGUCAAGGAUUACACUGGACGUCUGACCUUCACCGAAAUGGUGGUUGAUCCGAUCUACUGCAAGCACAUCAUCGGUAAGAACGGAGCCAACAUCAACCGAAUGAAGGAGGAAUACGAGGUCUUGAUCAACAUCGACGAGAAGGACUUGAAACCGAUCCGCAUCGAAGGACCGGCCGACGGUGUUGAGAAGGCCAAGCAGGAGCUGCUUGAAAAGAUAGCGAAACUGGAAAACGAAAAGGAAGAGUCGAUCGUGAUCGAUCAUCGUCUGUUCAAGACAAUCAUCGGAGCGAAAGGCGAAACGAUUCGGGAAAUCCGCGACAAGCAUAACCAGGUGCAGAUUAUCUUCCCCGGAGCAACCGACAAGUCGGACAUCGUCAAGAUCCGUGGUCCGCGUGAGGAUGUGGACAAGUGCCACAAGUAUCUGACCAAGUACGUCAAGGAGCUGCAGAAGAACUCCUUCGUAAUGGAAGUCCCGAUCUUCAAGCAGUUCCACAAGUACAUCAUCGGCAAGGGCGGUGCCAACAUCAAGAAGAUCCGUGAUGAGACCCAGACGAAAAUCGAUCUUCCAGCAGAGGGUGACAAGAACGAAGUGAUUGUCAUCACUGGCAAGAAGGAAAACGUUAAGGAAGCCCGCGAUCGCAUCCAGAAGAUCCAGGAGGAGCUGGCCAACAUCAUCACCGAGGAAAUCCAGAUCCCACCCAAGUACUACAACUCGUUGAUCGGAUCCGGCGGUAAGCUAAUUUCCUCCAUCAUGGAGGAGUGCGGUGGCGUUUCCAUCAAGUUCCCCAGUCCGGAAUCCAAGAGCGACAAGGUUGCCAUCCGUGGCCCGAAGGAGGACGUCGAACGAGCCAAGCUUCAGCUGGUCGAACUGACCAACGAGAAGGAGCUCUCUUCCUACACUGCCGAGGUCCGUGCCAAACCGCAGCACCACAAGUUCCUCAUCGGCAAGAAUGGCGCUUCCAUCAAGAAGAUCCGGGACCAAACCGGUGCUCGUAUCAUCUUCCCGGGUCCCAAUGACGAGGACAAGGAGGCCAUCAUCAUCAUCGGCAAGAAGGAAGGUGUCGACGAGGCCAAGGCCCAGCUGGAGUCGAUCAUCAAGAACAUCGACAACAUCGUCGAGGAUGAGAUUAGCGUGGAGCCGAGGCACCACAAGCAUUUCGUGGCCCGCCGCGGCGAUGUGCUGCAUCGCAUCUCCGAGGAGUACGGUGGCGUGAUGAUUUCCUUCCCCCGGUCGGGAGUGGACAGCGAUCGGGUGACGCUGAAGGGUGCCAAGGAAUGCAUCGACGCGGCCAAGGCCCGUAUCUUGGAGAUUGUCGAGGACUUGGAGCAGAUGGUUACGAUCGAGUGUAUCAUUCCGGCUCGUCACCAUCGGAUUGUAAUGGGCAAGGGUGGUUCCAAGGUGCAGGGUAUUACGUCGGAGUUCGACGUGAACAUCAAGUUCCCGGAACGAGACGCGCCGGAAGCGUACGUUGAAGGGCAACAAAAUGGCGAUGUGAAUGGGGCAGAGCCCGUAAAGACGACGGAUAUUAUCAAGAUCAGCGGUCGCAAUGAAAAGUGCGAGAAGGCGAAGGAAGCUCUGCUGGCUUUGGUUCCGGUUACCGAGGAGAUUAAUGUUGCAUUUGAUCUGCACCGAUCGUUGAUUGGCCAGAAGGGUCGUGACGUCAAGGAGCUGAUGAAUACGUACGAUGUUCAUAUUGAGCUGUCCCCGCAGGAUCAGAAGCUGGACAUCAUCAAAGUCACCGGUGCCAGAGCCAACAUCGAAGAUGCCAAGGUGGCCAUUGCUAAGAGAAUCGAAGAGCUGGAAGCAGAUCGCAAGGAUCGUGAGCUGCGCUCAUUUGAAGUCAAGGUUGAAAUCGACCCGGAGUACCACCCGAAGAUUAUCGGACGUCGUGGUGCCGUCGUCAACAAGAUCCGUGCCUCCCACGGAGUGCAGAUUUCGUUCCCGAAGCAGGAUGACCCCCAGAACAACAUCAUCACCAUUCAGGGCUACGAGACCAACGCCCAUGCUGCCAAGGAUGAAAUCCUAGGAAUUGUCAACGAACUGAACUCGAUGUACCGCGAGGAAGUGUCCAUUGAUGAACGCGUCCACCGUCGCUUCAUCGGCUUCAAGGGACGCCGUGUCCGUGAAAUCAAGGAAAUGUUUAAGGUGGAAAUCAGCUUCCCCCGUCCGGAAGAUAAGGAUCAGUCCCUGAUCGUCAUCGCCGGCAACAAUCAGGACGAUGUUGAAGCUUGCCGUGAUCAUCUGCUCAACUUGGAGGAAGAAUUCCUCCAGGACGUUGUUACCGCUGCGCCACCGCAGCAGACCACUUUCACCCAGUUCCUGGAGGACUCGAUGAGCAACAAUCGCGAGACCAACAAGCGGGGCGGCUUCGUCGUCCAGGGUGCCCCAUGGGAACGCAAGACCCCCAACACCCAGUCGCAGGAGGACUUCCCCGAUUUCGGUCUUGGAUCGGCUCCAGCUGAACCGGCCCCACAGGCUCCGAUCGCUUCGGCCUGGAACGCGCGCCACUAAAGAGAAGGCGUCAACUCACAUUACACUCACAGCAAUCGAAAGAACAGGAGUGAGAGAGAGAUAACCACAGAGAGAGAAGUCAAUUUUCCUCCUUCAAUAAGAAGAACCACACACACAAUAAUCCAACUGAAUCAGAUUGUAAUAGCAGCGACCGGUUUCGUGACUGACUAUACAGAAAAACUACUUCUCAACAACCUCUAAAAUGCAUCUUAAGGGCUCGUUAUAUUUGAUCUCUCGCUCUCUCAAACGCUUUUUUGUGGUGAAAAAUAUUGCAACCCCUUUUCUACCACCAGUCUGAAAGAAGAAAUCAUGGAGAAAUGAGAAAAAUAACAAUUGAGUGAAGCAACUUUAUACACAACUAAGACAGAUAUCAUUGUUCGUUUUUUUUAAUUA
Messenger RNA from Aedes albopictus (Asian tiger mosquito), 4342 nucleotides. It is a transcript of the gene Dp1, whose product is annotated as vigilin. The record is from RefSeq and is a predicted model, not a curated record. Gene Ontology annotation, cellular component: nucleus; cytoplasm. Gene Ontology annotation, molecular function: mRNA binding. The transcript is spliced from 5 exons. The coding region runs from base 203 to 3949 and encodes 1248 amino acids. Lineage: Eukaryota; Metazoa; Arthropoda; Insecta; Diptera; Culicidae.